GCCUAUCUCCAACAGCCAUCUUGAGCCCCGCCCAACCAUUUUAGGUGGUAUAGCUAGAGGAAAAUGAGAGGCAUAUAUCUAACUUAUGUUUCAACCAGUGAGGGAGAAAGGAGACUAGAACCAAGACUAGAGGAGCAUGUCAUAUUGCCUGAGCUAGCUCCUACUGAUGUCAUGGUUCAAAUCAAAGCAUGCGCUCUUUCAAGGAUUGACGUACAAGCACUUAGAGACUUGAGUGGAGAUUUAGAGCAAUUUCCAGUCGGUUAUGAAAUAUCUGGAAUCGUAACGAAAGUUGGUGAAUCAGUAUCGCUGAUUGGUAUCACUGACCAAGUCUGUGGGAUUUUACCCAUUGAUACAGAGUGCCCUGGUUGUGCCGAGUAUUGUGUUGUACCAGAAUUCUGUUUAAUUAAGAAACCAUUUGGCGUGUCUCACACUGAUGCAGCUGCCAUAUUGAUCCCAGCACUGAGAGCUUACACUUGCCUUGAGUGUAAAGUUAAGCUUCAGCCUAACUCGACACUCCUUCUCUUCUCUGCAUAUUCAUCUAACGGUUUGGCAAUUAUUGGUCUUUGUGAGAUCUUACAAAUUAAAGUCAUAGCUGUUGUCAGGAAUGCUGAUGAGGCUGAGAAACUAGCUACUUUAUAUCCAUCACUCUAUAAGAUACUUAAUCUUGUCAAUGUAAAGGAGCUCCUUGAUAUUUGUAAGCAGGAAACAAAAGGUCUUGGAGUCAACUGUAUCAUUGAUAAUGGAGUUCAUCCUGGCUAUUCAUUAGCUGAUUAUGACGUGAUGUCACAAUCAGUCAAAGAUCAAUUGAGACACUCACUUAUACGACACGAAUACGAGACCAAACCCACUCCCACUCACGACCUCCCCACCAAGCAGCUAAUAAUAAACAUGCUAGCGACUCAAGGCCAAUGGAUUACAUCGUGCCCUGAAUUACAACUUGAUGCUCCAGAAACAAGGCUACUCUAUCUCAAAGGAUGCAGUAUUCACUUUUUGUUUGAGCCAGUUUGGAGUCUCUCUGGCUCUCAGCAAGGAACAUACAUACGGAUUUUAACUGAUGCUGUCACUAAACUAAAAGAAGGGAAACUAAGGCCACUUGUACAGUAUAUGGUUAGUCUGUCUCAAGUUAGUCAUGAAAUUGUGAAGUUAGGAGCUCAGCAAGGACGGAUUAUCAUGACGACUGACGCAUCUCAUGCAACAUAAGACACACAAUUAUUCUAUACUGUGCUAUUUUAUUGUAAUAAAUUUUAAAGAAAUAGCAAAAGCUUUUUAAAUGCA
Molecule: messenger RNA, 1275 nt
Organism: Amphimedon queenslandica
Lineage: Eukaryota; Metazoa; Porifera; Demospongiae; Haplosclerida; Niphatidae
Product: quinone oxidoreductase-like protein 1
Exons: 13
Coding region: 64-1200 (378 amino acids)
Molecular function (GO): oxidoreductase activity
Source: RefSeq, a predicted model, not a curated record